Messenger RNA from Rhagoletis zephyria (snowberry fruit fly), 793 nucleotides. RefSeq lists its product as uncharacterized. Lineage: Eukaryota; Metazoa; Arthropoda; Insecta; Diptera; Tephritidae. The record is from RefSeq and is a predicted model, not a curated record.
UAAAAUUCCGACUUUAUUAUUUUGGACCACUCUAAUGUACAUGCAUGUAUGUAGGUGAAUUCGAGAAUAAAGAAAAUUGAGACAAAUAUGAGAUGUGCCAUAACCUCAAGAGUUCGCCUUGCUGUUACACUCCGCUACCUAGCGACUGGGGAUUCCUUUCGGUCGUCAGAGUUUUAACACAUAUUUCGCGGAAGACAAUUAGCAAUUUUUUACCGGAAGUACUACAAGCUUUAAUUGCUGUUCUUCAGGAUGAAUACUUGAAGACACCUGCGACAGCAAAUGAGUGGUUGGAUGUGGCUAACGAUUUUGAAACACUUCGGCAAUUUCCGCACACUUUGGGAGCAUUCGACGCAAAGCAUAUCCGAAUAAAACCGCCACCUCGUUCUGGAUCAGAUUUUCACAAUUAUAAGGGCUUUUUCAGUAUUACUCUUCUUGCAGUGGUUGAUGUACACAGCAGAUUUAUAUAUGUCGAUAUCGGAGCGAAUGGAAGAGCAUCUGACGUCAUGGCCUUCAAAAAUAGCUCAUUGUAUGAUAACUUGUCAAGAGGCCAAUUAAACUUUCCUGCUGAUAAGCCUUUAAAGGGACAACUUUCCAAAACACCCUUCUAUUUUAUCGGCGAUGACAUUUUUGGUUUGAACCGCCAUUUAAUGAAAGCGUACAACCGAAGUUCAAACUUAAGCACUGCUCAAGAAGCGUAUAAUUAUAGAUUAAGUAGAGCGUAAUGUUUUACAUGAUAACAUUUUUUUUGUUAAUUUUGUUUUAAAAUAUGGCUUAUAUUUUCAGUUUCAGCAAA